AAUCAGCGAAAUGGACAGCAGAUCUAUAAAAGCAUGUGGGAUUGUUUGAGGAAAACACUACGCUCUGAUGGUUAUUUUGGCAUGUAUAGAGACCUUACGCCGUGGAUUUUGAGGGCUAGCCGAUGUGGCGAAGCCAGGAUGGAUCAUUAAAAUGGUUCUUACAGUACUACUUACAAUUGUAAUUAGGCAAAAAGUUUUUCCCCCUUCAUGUUUUACUUUUUGUUUAAAUGUUUGUCUUCUUUUUGUUUCCCCUUAUAAUAAGGCUAGGGUUUUUAUGUCCUUUUUUUCUUGUUUUUCUCCUAUUUGACAUUUCCAAGACAUUUUAUUGCAAAAACCAUCAAGGAGUACUUGUACUGUGGCUGAAUGUGUUAAAAAGAAACAAAUUAAAAAUAGUCCCUCCAAAAGAUGAAAAACUAUAACCAAGGUGCUUGAAUAUUUUCUUUUAUUUUCAAAACUUCAGCUGAUACUUGAAUUAUCUUUUAAUACAGGCAUUAUUUAUUUAUUUUUUUUACUUUAACCUUGUAUGUGCCAUUAUAUAAGCAAAAUUCCAUUGUGCCAGUGCUGUGGAUUCUACAUUUCUGUGUUUCCAUAUGCUUGCUGGUAACAUGAGGAAUGGCAAAAGAGCUUAGGGCCAGAACUAGGGGUAGGCAGAAGAGGCAUGUGCUGGGGGGGGGGGCUACACCUAGAUUGACUUUUAGUAACAAGCAGGAGGAUGGGUUGGCGGCUGCUGAUGUCACUCAGUACACCGCCUUUUCGUUUUCUUACUGGAGGGUGCAUUUAUUGCUGGGGCUUAAACUGAGUGCUUGUUUUAGUUGUCCUGGCACUGAAAGACCCUGGCUCUUGUUUGUAAAUUUGCAAGGUAGUUAUUUCUUAGUGUAUAAUAUUAUAUACUGUGCCUAUAAAGUCAACUGAAAAGGUGACAUAUACCGAAUUUAAGUAUUGGGAUUGGAUCCAUUCAGAUCCAUUAUGUUCUGAUAAACUGAAUCAAACACUUGUUAUCAGGAAAAUAAGACAACUAUCAGGAAAAUAAGACAACUUACAAUGAACAUUUUGUUCAUAAAAGCCAGCACGAUGAUUUGAAUUCCUCCUAAAAUUAUUUUUGCCUCAAGCUCAAAAAUUUUGAAUUUGCUGCAUCUCUACUAUGCACUUAUUGAGCACUCUUUAGCUAUACUUUUUAAAACAUUAGCUGCAGAAGCAAAAACCUCUUGGCCAAUGUGUUAAUUUAUGUGGGCUGGACCAGGCACAGUUACUCUAAUGCAGUAAUGCAGAAUCCAAAACCACUAAUGGUACAGUGGCCUUUGGGGCCACGUUUUCUGCAAAUAUGGUGGUGUGCUUGUUGGCCAAAAAUAACUUGAGCUAAGCAUCUUUUAAGCCAUGGUGAGUAUUGUUGUUAUAUAUUGAAUUGUUUAAUCACAAUCAUAUGGCUGCUGUAUAUGCCAGGAGGAAAAACAGUCCAAAGCUGCCCCCUGUAACUUGCUAGAAGUGCCCAGUCCUUUAAUUUACUGAUAAAAAGAUUUCCUAUUUUUAAAACUAUAAAUAAAAAGUAACAUAUAUUAGAAAGUGAUUUAUUUAAAAAAAAAAAAAAAAGUAUCAAAACAGUAUGUUUUCUCUCGGCCGUUUCAAUUUAUUUCAAUCGAUUUUCUCUUAGCCUUUUCAGUUGUCUCUGUCUUAAUGAGACCUUUAAAAUCUGAAAAUGAGAUUUAAACCUCCUGCAUAGAGAUUUAGCCCUGAGGUUCCAGCCCUUUAGCAAUCCCAAUGCAAUGCUGGAACUGUCAGAAAAGAAAGGUGGGGAUGAAAGGUUCUUUUUAAAUACUGAAGAUACUCUUUAAGAGUUUCGGUAUAGAUAUAGGUUAUUCUGUACUGGCAGAUACUUAUUUUAUAUAUAUAUAUAUAUAAAUUACCGUUUAUUUUUUAUAGUGGGAUAUAUUGCAGUGCUGUACAUAAAAUAAGUUUAGCCCUAAAUGAUGCUUUCAGACCUAUUUCCCUUCCCCAUAGUUCCUAAAAAAACAUCCUAAUACCAUAAUGCCUAAGGUAUUUAAGUUUGACCACCUAUGGUGUAGUUCCUAUGACAAACAAUUGCAGUUUGAUAGCAUCUUAUUUUAUGUUUACUAGAGAUGUUAAAAACAGUUGCAUUGGCACUUUCACACCAUGAGACCAGCUUUAAUAAAACAUCCAGGAAUAGUCCUAGAAAAUUCAUUGGUCAGCUUAACUGCUGCUAGUAAGAGACUGAUUGAGAAACCUCUUUCACAAACUCAUAACUGAGAUCAUAGCGGGCCUCAGUAGCAACUGGGAAUAAACAGUGUCAUUGAUAGCUGUUUUGUGUGCUGGUCAAUAUUAUGAAACUGUAUAUGCUAGGCUUUAACUACAACUGUCAUGGUGUUUGUCAGCUCCAUGUAAAAGAACACUGGUGUGAUGUGGAAGAUACUAUUAAAAAAAUAAACCUGAAUAACCAGCAAUGCUUUAUAACUGGAGAUAAAAAUACAAUACAUUCUCUUGAAGUAUUUAUAUCCUUGUUUUGCAAAAAAAUGUCUUGGGAUGUAAAGUGCAAAUGGAAGAAAAUACAUAUGCAUGACAUUCUCUUUUGUUUUUAUCCACCAUCAUCUUCAUUUCUCUAAAACUGUCCUGUCUCUAACGUUCCCUUUUAACAUUUCACUUUAAUUUGCUUUGCUAUUUAUCACACCUAUGGCAUUAGCCGCUUUUAAAACCUAGCAAACUUCUAUUUUCUGAACAUAUUUAACGUGAUACCAGUGACAGUAAUCAUUUACCAUAUGGUUAAAGGUUUUUAAUUUGCACUGGAUUUUAGAGAAAGGUAGGUUAAGGUAAUACUGCUUAACAAACUGACAUCAAACAUAAGUACUUUUUAUACAAAGUAAAAAUUUUACAAUUUGACAAAAGUAAUUAAAUAAGUACAUAUAAACAAUGGCAAUUUGCAUUUUCAUAACGAAUUCCAUCCAGAGAGUAACUUGUUUUAAUACGAUGUCUGUCAAUUAAUUUGGCUCAUUAGUCCAGUUAGUGUAUGGGUGAGGUGUUAGUGUGUUUGAUAAAUGUGCAUUUCUGUAAUGCACUAAAACAUCCUGAGCUAUUUUUCUGCUUCCUUUCUCAUAAUCUUUAUCUGUUUUUGUGUACCGAUAAAGCUAUUGUGUUAAAAUAUAAGUGUGAUCAUUAGAAAUUACCAGCAUCAGACAUAUUUUAAUGCAUACAUCAGUUACGCACACAAUUGUGGUAAGCUGUUGGCUUUUAUUUGCAGGUGCAGCAGUAAAUCUCACUCUUGUAACCCCUGAAAAGGCAAUUAAACUGGCCGCUAAUGACUAUUUCAGAUAUCAUCUGUCGAAAACUGGCUCUCCUUUGACUCUGUCCAAAGAAAUGCUGGCAGGAUGUGGUGCCGGAGUAUGUCAGGUUAUUAUCACUACACCAAUGGAGAUGUUAAAAAUACAGCUACAAGAUGCUGGAAGACUAGCUGCCCAGAAGACUGUAAAAGGGAUACAAUGCAUGCCACCUGGCACUAAGCACUUAAAUACAAUUCCUGUACUGACCAGGGCCUAUAAUGUUGGACCCACAUCUGCUGCUCGCAAAGUAUCUGCUACACAAAUUGCUUCGGAGCUACUUCGUACAGAAGGUAUAAAAGGCCUGUACAAAGGGCUAGGAGCCACCCUUUUGAGGGAUGUACCAUUCUCUGUCAUCUACUUUCCAUUAUUCGCUAAUCUCAACAAGCUGGGCAAGGCUUCUUCUGAUGACAAGGCUCCAUUCCUUUAUUCAUUUACUGCAGGCUGCAUAGCUGGAUCCACUGCUGCUGUGGCUGUCAGUCCUUGCGAUGUAAUAAAGACACGCCUUCAGUCUUUAAGCAAGGGAGCAAAUGAAGAGACCUACAGUGGAAUUGUGAAUUGUGCCAGGAAAAUCUGGAUGAAGGAGGGUCCAUCUGCUUUUUUUAAAGGCGCAGGAUGCCGAGCACUAGUCAUUGCACCUCUGUUUGGUAUAGCUCAGGUUGUGUAUUUUUUGGGUGUUGGAGAAACUGUACUUGAGAUGGCUCAAUUCAACCGCUUGAUGGCCUAAGCAUUCCACAAGAGUAAACUGCAAGACUGCAAUUAGAGUGAAACAGGCUGCAACCUUAUAACAUCCUCUCUAAAUUCAGCUUUUAGAUCCCCUCACCAUUGUGUGUAAUACCUCCUGAGUUGGCAAGCUCAAAAGUUUCCAAAGGCACUGAAGGGUGUACAGGUGAUUUUUGUUGUUUUUCCUCACCAGCCCUCCCCCUUCUUUAGCACUUAUAACGACUGAAUGUACUACUCACUUGUGGAUACAAUGGAAAAAGAGCACUAUUUGUCUACACUGGUAAAACAAAAAAUGGUUACUUAAAUAUCAUCUAUGUAUUUCACAACAAAUGUAAGCAUUCCUGCUAAGUUAUUGCUGUUAAAUAAAGCCGGGAAUGCAACGCACACUUAUUUUCACUGCACACCUAUAAAAAAAAAAAAGCAUAUAAAGUCCAAAGGGGUUAUUUAUUCACGGGGGCCAAGUUUUUUUUCUGUUUGAAAUAUUCAGUGGUGCAGACUGAAGUAAAAACUUGAAUAUCUCUCUGUGCAGCUACAAUUUUUAUUUUUUUCCACAUCAAAUCUUUAUGAUGGGUUCAAUUGUUUUAAAGAAAACACUGUAAAUAUUUUUAUGUUUUAGGAGAGUAACUCUCCAUUUACAUGUUAAAGUUCAGCGCCAUUGGUCUGCUGAAUAUUAUUAAUUAAUAUUUUAAGCAUUUUUAGAUGCUUAAAUCUUAAGCUACUUAAGGAAACCUAUUGUUUUCCUUGGUAGGUAAGCAGCAGAAUAAGGAUCAAUAGCAUUUUAGUAUAAUAUUUAUACAGAUGCUUUUAUUAGGCUGGACGUGCCUCUUUUUGGGAGAAGUGUUCUGUUUGUCACCUAUUGGUUCGUGUUCAUCACUUUUAGUUGCUACAGUAUCUACAUUUUGGCACUGAAAGUGUUAAUGUGCCAGCCUGAUUUGAUGGUCCAUUCUCUUAUAGGGGGAUUUAGUUAUAAUUCAUAUGUUUUAUAUAUAUAUUCUUUCUAGAACUGAUGUGUAGGUGCUGAUGCUGUAAAUAAUUGCAUUUUUACCCUUUGAAAAGUAACCCACAUAUGUUAACUAUAGUUAAAGUCAUACUUAAAUGUAUAAAAUCUUUCCACAUUUUGCAGCCCCUGCCACAGUUUAUCUGCAGGAUUAAAGGAGUUUCUGCAACUUUGAAUAUGCCAUAAACUGAAUAAUGAGUCAGUGUUUCAGCUUAAGUGCAUCUUAUACCCCAUAGUUACUAAUUAUUCAAGACUGACAUUUCAUUCUACAUAAAUGUGGUUAUGGUUUUCUUGUGUUCAGAUGUGUUGUUUACAUUGCCUAUUUGUACUUCUUGUUAUUAUAAAACUCCAUACCUAAAGGCAUUCUUGGGUACAGCAGCUUUGGAGUUUAGAUUCUGUUCAAUCAGCCAUAUUGGGUUGCCACUUGGCCAGUAAAAAAAUGAUGCUUGAUCCCAAUGUUAUUAAUAGGGAAGAAAGAUUAGUAUAUAGAAAAGGUGGCAAUCCUAGUGGCAUAGCAUGAAAGAUAUAGAUUCAUUGAGCAUUACGGCUUUGUCAAGACCAAUUCUGUUGGCACAACCUAGGAGUGGUAAAACAUUCAUGGUAGGACAGUCUGUGGCUCUUGGCCACUAAUCAAAUGCCACAGCUGUCACUUUGAAACUGUAGAACGUUCUGCUGCUGGCUGUGAAGUUCAAAUGCUAUAGUAAGGAUUGAGAUAGGUUUCACAAGGGUUCAGCUAAGUUUCAAAAUCAAGUUGUUAGGAAAUGGGAAUUGGCACUCGAAAUGGUGGUGGUAUUUUCAAAAAUGUUAGCAAGAUGAGAAAUUGAUGUAUGUUUGGUGAGGAAGUAGUUACUUGGUGCUAAAGGUUCUUAUCUGUUUGUUGAACCAAAUGCUCCAAAUAAUAGUAUAAACAUUGCAGUCCAAGGAAGGAAAUUGGUGAUAAAGGCAACUGUUUGGUGGGACUUCAUUCCCUGGCAAAGGAUUAGCUAAGAAGCUUUUUUUAGCUGCUGCAGUAGUUUAAAUGAAGCGCCUCCCACAAGUGACAAGCACUUGAUACUGACCAAAUUCUCAUGUAUACAAUAGCAGUGGAAUACACUAAAUAGCAGUGUUGCUCACAUAUUUGGCUUCUGACAAGAAUAUAAGACAAACACUUUUGUACUUUUAUACACUUUGAAGCUUGUACUGUUUCAAGAGAGUAUUGUUUACCCCUCAAAUAGAGGAAGCCCUACUGAGAUUUAAACUGAAAUACUACAUCCUAAAAAGGCAUAAGGUAUCUUUAGUAUGACUCCAAAUAUGACUAAAGGUAUCUUGCUCAAUGAGCAGGGCAAAUAGACACCAUGCCCCAGAAAGCAUACAUUUUUAGAGCAGUUCAGUCCAACUUUUUCCAUGUGUUUUGUUACAGUAAGCUGCUUGCAGGUUACAUUCUGUCUAGAAUGGUAUGAUAUGAAGAAUGUUGUGUGUGCAAUGCAAUAUUUGGUGCCCAGUUUUUAGAAGCACUGCAUUAAGUGCCCAGGAGGGUGCAUCCAGGCAAGCAGACAGUUAUGCCUAAGCAUAACAACUACGGUAAUGGGAAUUGUUCAUUGUACAGAUUGGGUGCUACAAAGUUACAUAGUCAAGUUGGGUUGAAAAAAGACCAAAGUUCAUCAAGUCCAACCCCUUCGGUGAACAUAUAUACACACACUUGUUGUGUUGGUAUCACAACUUACAAGGAAGCUUGCUUAUGGAGCCAUAUCCGGCCCAGGGCUUUGAGGUUGGACAGUCGUGCUUUAAAUAAUUGCUUGUACUUUUCUGGAUCUUAUGCGGCCACCAGCAUUUAUAACUAAGGUUUGUGAAAUAUACAAGGAUAUUGGACAAGUGAGUUGUUAGAUUGUUAUAACACAUCAGUAUUUUCUGAGAAGCUUGCAGCUUAUGUAAAUGUAAACAUGUUUUUUGGUAUAUUUAAAGGGUAAGUAUGCCUAUAUAUAAGUAGUUAUUAGAGGGUUUUGUAUUGUGCUCCCCACUGCUCCGGGUCCAUGUUGCACAGGUGUGUGCCUGGCAUAUGGGUGAGGGGUAGGUGGUGGUGAAGGGGGUAUGAGAUGGUUUGUAGCAGUGGGGGCCUGAGGUGAGCCAAAGGGUCUCCAGUCUGUCAUAGUCACCAUUUUUGGACAGUGUUUUAUUCAGCCAUCAGUAUUUAGACUCCCAAACAUCAAUUUGUUGGUUGCACUAUCUUGCUCUGGAGAACUAGUUAUUACGACUGAACAAACCUCUUUCAAAUAGCUUAAUUUGCCAAUACAGCGCAGUGUUUUUAUCUGGGUAAACUCUUAAACUCUUUUUCCUAUAAAGAGAUUUAUUUUCACUUUAGAAGAAGACAUUGCUUUUCACUGAAUAUUCCUUCCUUGCAGUGAGAGGAUAGUUUCUAUGCAGGGAUUAUUUGGGAAAUAGAGUAAGCCCUGUCCCAUGCAAUGUCUUGUCAUGCUUUUAUCUUUUAUAAAUGGAAAAGUAACUUUCUGUAUAUGGCAUAUUGGACAAAUUAUCAGCUCAUUAUUUGCCACAAAUACCUUUUUUUUUCUUGUUUAAAAAAGCAAUGCUUGUAAAUAGUUUAUGACCAUUUAUUUGGAAACUAUUUCUUAAACCUUAAUAUAUUUAAGGUUUUUUGUUUAUAUUUGCUUUGCAUAUUAGAUAAACAAUUUAUUACACGCCUGUGGCAUAAAUGUACAUGUAGUAAAUGCUGAAUUGUGAUUCUCCUGUACUUUCUAGCAAUAUUUACUGAAUAAAUAUACAUUGGUUUUGAAAGAUCA
Messenger RNA from Xenopus tropicalis (tropical clawed frog), 7817 nucleotides. It is a transcript of the gene slc25a22l, whose product is annotated as solute carrier family 25 (mitochondrial carrier: glutamate), member 22 like. Bases 3193 to 4050 code for a protein of 285 amino acids. Gene Ontology annotation, biological process: L-aspartate transmembrane transport; transmembrane transport. The record is from RefSeq and is a predicted model, not a curated record. Lineage: Eukaryota; Metazoa; Chordata; Amphibia; Anura; Pipidae. Gene Ontology annotation, molecular function: L-glutamate transmembrane transporter activity. The transcript is spliced from 8 exons. Gene Ontology annotation, cellular component: membrane; mitochondrial inner membrane.